AGGUGAAGGGAAAAUCUGUGUGAGGCUGAGAAACAGGACUCGCUAUAGCCAGCAGUGUGUAGUGGUUAGAGUGUGGGAGCAGGACUGGGGAAGACCCUGAUUUAAAUCCCACUCAGUCAUAAAAGCACAGUAGAUCUUAUUUCCAAGCAAACAUGCACAGAAUUGGGCUGCAUGUCUAAAAUAUUAAAAUAAAUGCCAAAAAAAGAGUUGUUUUUGUCUCAGGGAAUGGUCUGAAGCCUCCCUUAGUUGAGCAGUUGAGAAAAUGUGUUAUGCAACACUAUUUCUGAGACGUGGCAUCUGGGAAUAGGGUAUGGGGUUGGAGGCACUGGUAAAAGAGGGAGGUAAAGUGGUGACUUUGUAAGACAGACCUUCUCCUCUUUUGUCUCUUUCACCAUUUUCGUCUCAGCCACUUGAGAGUUAACACAUACAAAACAAGAGAGGAAGAAAUGUUGGCCGUUAAUCACUUGCACAUGUUAAAUUAUCCAUUAACUAAUGUUAAUGCUGAGAUAAAAAAAUCUCAGUGACGGGGAAGCAAUGCAUGACUGGCAGUCUUUACUGCAUGUCGGUCUUCCGCUCAGGCCUGCUGGUUCUGACUUCACCACUGUCGGCCCUCUCUCUGCGUUUGGUGCCCAUCCUGGCCUCAGCUGCACGGCUGGUACAGGACACCCUUUACAUCCACCUGCAGCCAGGGCUCAGCUUGACAGGCUCCACACAGCCCUGCUCCACAUAUGUCCCGGCUACCACAGAGGUGUACACUCUUAUCAGCAAGUUGUACGCUGAUGCGGAUAUCCAUCGCCACCUUGAUGUCCGGGUGCUGCUCACCAACAUCCUCAACCAGGGCACUGCCCCACCAGCUCUUGGAUCUGUGCAGAACCUCUCCCAGCCACCUGAAGUGGUGCUUACUGACUUUGAGACUAGAGAUGGAGGGCAAUCCAAUCCAGUCAAGCAGCGCCUAGAACGCUAUGCCACCAGCUGCUACAGCUGUCGCCCAAAUCUCAUCUCAGUUUUGUUGUAUCCGGAGUAUGAGCAAGAGGUUAAUGAUGGGGAACUGCCCCUGCAGCCCGAAGCCAAUGUCACUGAGGAGCCUCUGCAGAGCUACAGCGAUGUUGUUGUGGGAGGCACUUUUGAUAGACUUCACAACGGUCACAGGAUCCUUCUAAGUGUGAGCUGUAUGCUGGCAGAAAAUCGGCUUCUGGUGGGCGUCUCAGACAAAGAUCUCUUGGAAACUAAGGUCUUGAAGGAACUGAUCCUGCCCUUUGAGCAGCGUGUGGCUCAGCUCAGCGAGUUCCUGGUGGACAUCAAGCCCUCCUUGCGGUAUGACAUUGUCCCCUUGCUUGACCCCUUUGGGGUCUCCAUCACCGAUCGCUACCUGAAGUGCAUCGUGGUCAGCGAGGAAACCCUCAAGGGCGGUGUGGCUGUCAACAAGAAGAGGAUGGAAAAUGGUCUGCCUGAGCUGGCUCUUCACAAGAUCUCGCUGGCCAAAGAUCCCCAGCAUGCCAGGAAUGAGGAAGACAAAAUUAGCUCCUCUAGCCUGCGGCACAGGCUGCUUGGAACUCUGCUGCGCGCCCCACAGAAAGAGAUGUCUCUCCCUCCCUACCCCUACAUCAUUGGCCUGACUGGGAGAUCUGGUAGUGGCAAGAGCUCCAUUGGUCGACAUUUGGCUCGUCUGGGUGCCUUCUAUUUGGAUAUGGACUCGCUGGGACAUAACAUCUAUGUGCCGGGGAGUCCUGUGUACAGUCAGGUGGUGGAAACAUUUGGAGCAGAUGUUUUGCAUGAAGAUGGGAGCAUCAACAGACGGGCCUUGGGGGCCAAAGUUUUUGGAAACAAGGAGCAGUUGAAACGGCUCACUGACAUCAUGUGGCCAGUGAUGGCUCAGAUGGCAAGAGAAAAGGUAGAAGAGGCAGCCGCACAAGGGAAGAGCGUGUGUGUGUUGGAUGCAGCUGUGUUGUUGGAGGCAGGCUGGGGAGACAUGGUGCACGAGAUCUGGACAGCUAUCAUCCCUGAGGAGGAGGCUCUAAGACGUAUUGUGGCCAGAGAUGGGGUGAGCGAGGAAGCUGCCCGGAUGCGUCUGCAGAACCAAAUGUCCAACAGCCAGCGUGUGAAACAGUCACACGUCGUUCUGUGCACAUUGUGGGAGCCAGUGGUUACAUAUGAGCAGGCAGAAAAAGCAUGGGCCCUGCUCCAGAAGCGCCUCAAAGAGGACUAGAACCUUCAUCCAAGAUGGGAUUGCCUCUUCACUCUGGCUCCCUCGACACUGCCAGGCUGGAAAACUGUAGGCCGGAUGGGCCUCACCUUGAUGAAGGGCCGGAGAUGGGGGUGCAGAUGUGUGAAAGGGACUGCCUGGUGGUGUUGGAUAGAGGACAGAGCUGAGUUUCCUUUUUUUUCCCCUGUUGCAAAAGGCUGAGGGAGAAACCCAAGGAAAGUGAGCAGCAGGGGAUGCCUGCUGAGCAGGAAGGAGGAGCUUUUAGUACCUGGGCCAAUGAUGAUUGCAUGACUCUGAUGGAGACCAAUAUUUCAGCAAUGCUACUUGCAGAGGAGGACACUCCAUGGCUGCGGGGUAUGGGUGGUGGGUGGACGCCCUGUCUUAGACCCCACUACUCUGUCCUACGCGCCCUGUGCAUACACUAUACAUAAAGACACAAUCUCUUGACAGCUCUGUCUCUGUGUGGUGAUGGUUGCUCACACUACUGGUGGGGAUCUCUAGUCCACAAGGGGCUGGAUAAUCUUUUCUCUUUCACAGUCUUCAGGGGCUGGCAAUUUUGGUUGGGAAGAACAAAUGCUAAGGCUGAAUUUCUCCUCAUUUGAAUUUGCUUCCAUUUCUAUCCUUCCAAUGAAAAUUGUUGUCAGCUCUACUGAUUACACUGUUGGACAUGGAGCUUUUAGAAACAAGAGUAUACUAUACUGAAUUUGACAUGAUAUUUAAAAUGGUUUUAAUUUUUUAUUCUACAGGUGGUCAUCUUUAUCUAUGCACCCAUGGUUUUGUGUAUCUGCGGAUGGGUCUUAGGGACCUGGUUUCUUUAUCUAUAAAAAAAUAGGCCAAAAUUUGCCUAUUUGCAGUUGCUAAGUGGCUGGAAAUGACCCGGAAAUGAUUUCCAUUGUCACUUCUGGCUGCCAUUUUACAGCACGGAGCCAUUUAAAGGCUUUCUUUUUUUAAAAAAUCAUUUUGAGGCGUGAAUUCGCCAAAACUGUGGCAGAUGUGGGGGAUUUCAGGGGCAUAUCGAGCCCUGGAGAGCAAGGUACUGUUCAUUACUACUCUUAUUUCUCUCCCCUUCCCACUUUUUUGGCAAUUUUUUUUGGUUAGGAACUUAACCCCUAGAUUCCCAUAGGGGUCAGGUUUAUUUAUUUGUGGUUUCCGUACUCACGGUUAUAGGUGAGAACGGAACCCCCACAAAUAAAGAGGGCCACCUGCAUUAUUCAGGAUUUCUUUCUUUCUUUCCUUUUUUAAUUCUCUCAAAUUUGAAAUCAGAAUUGAAAAAAUCAUUUGUGUUUUGAAAAUCGGUUGAACUUAAGGUGUUUGUGAAAUUGAAUUUAGCUCAAAGUGGGGGGAAAGUGGAAUGUCAUUGUCUGAAGGUAUCCAAUGUACGAUGGCCUGUGAUUAGACACUGCAAAUGCAAGGGCAGAAUGUCUGUCCUCCAUACUUAAAUUGGUCUGAAGCCAAUUGAAUUGUAAUGGCUUCCCCCGAAGAAUCCAGGGAAGUCAGUUUCAUUGGGGUGUUGUGACUUUUCUGUUAGAGAUUGCAGAUCUCCCUCAACAAAUAAUUCUUGUGCUUUUUUUAAAAUCACAUGGGGACACUGGGAAGAGAGUUAUUAACAAUUAAACCAGUUUACGUUUGAAGUAAA
Hemicordylus capensis (graceful crag lizard) is the source of this 3839-nucleotide messenger RNA. RefSeq names its product Coenzyme A synthase (gene COASY). The record is from RefSeq and is a predicted model, not a curated record. NCBI's taxonomy places the organism in Eukaryota, Metazoa, Chordata, Lepidosauria, Squamata, Cordylidae. The transcript is spliced from 10 exons. Gene Ontology annotation, biological process: coenzyme A biosynthetic process. Gene Ontology annotation, molecular function: ATP binding; dephospho-CoA kinase activity. The coding region runs from base 539 to 2206 and encodes 555 amino acids.